Molecule: messenger RNA, 1945 nt
Organism: Lutzomyia longipalpis
Lineage: Eukaryota; Metazoa; Arthropoda; Insecta; Diptera; Psychodidae
Gene: Uvrag
Product: UV radiation resistance-associated gene protein
Exons: 4
Coding region: 141-1853 (570 amino acids)
Biological process (GO): SNARE complex assembly
Cellular component (GO): lytic vacuole; endosome
Molecular function (GO): SNARE binding
Source: RefSeq, a predicted model, not a curated record
UUCAAUGGGCGAAUUUUGUGUGUUUUGUGACAAAUGAGGUUAGUUUUUGUUGACAGUGCAGAAUAAAUUUUCCUGGACAAUCCAACACACAGUGUGGGCAGAGAUAAAGGCUUCUGUAUUGUAGUUGAUUGUGCGGAGUAAUGCUGGCGACACAGCAGCUACGCCUCCGGAGUCUCACACAGAUCACAGCAGGUCGUGUGAGAUGCCAAGCAGGAUGUCAGAUUUACUUCACUCUGCACCUGUCCACAAUGUCGGCCCCCUUCUACACGAGCGAGAAAGUGGACGGCGGCAAGGAAGUGGCCAGAUGGCAGGAGAUACGCAGCUCUACAAUUCUCAAAUCAUCCGCCCGAUCUGUGUGUGUUCGUAUCUGGCAGCACAGCCUCGACGCUGAGCACCCGGAGAGUGAUUGUGUUCUCGUCUUCUGGGGCGUUUACUUGUCGGGUCUCGUGAAGAUUUCCAACACAAAUGCCGUGCGAGAGAAUAGUCUGAUCUUUCGGCUGCACGGGAGCUGGUACACAGCGGCUGAGAGUGUGAUUGAAUGCCCCAAUGGGGAGAAAGGGCUGGCACUUGAGAAUGGUGAGGUGGAGAAGGAAGAUAGGAUUCUCAGGGAUCUCUCGGAUCCCUUUAGGGUGCGCUUCCUCUGCCGGGAAGUGCCUGCCUGCCAUGUGAAUGCUAGUUACAACAUAUUCAAUUUGCUGCUGUUGCAGCAGAAGCAGCGACAGUUGAAGAAUAGGCGUGAAAGUUCCAAGGAGGUUGUCGAUAGGAUUUCCGUGAAGAGCCCCGUUUGCCUCAAUCCCACCCUCAUUGCCAAUAGUGCCCUCUUUCAGGCGCCCCGACGAAACACGGGCAUGGGGAGGCAGUUGACGCGAUUACUCAAUCAGCAACCCGAACGUCCGGAUCCGGAGGUUAUUCUGCAGGCACAGAAGCUACGGCAGAAGAUUGAAGUGGCCAAGUUCCGCGUGCGCCUCCUGUCGGCUGAGCGAGAUCGCGCCCGGACGCACGUUCGUCAACUCGAAGGGCGCCUUGGAAAGAUGUGUGAUACGAACAUUGAGACUGAAUCCUGGCUGAUGUCCAUGUACAGGAAGUUGAGUCGUGAACGUGAUAACUUCCUGCAGCUGAAGGUGGCCUGUGCUGCACAUCACGACACCUACGACACAGUCAGAACGCAACUGACCAAGAGACGGCAGCACCUACUCCGGGAACUCAGUGACAUCUACGAGGUUCGGCAGCAUGACGGUGGCUUCUUCACCAUCAACGGGAUCUCCCUGCCGGACUCGGAAUCCUUCACAGAUACCAUUCCCGCCUUGUCCGUGAGCGUGGCACUCGGCUAUGCCGCUCAUGCUGUUCACAUGUGUUCAGUUAUCCUCAAUAUCCCCCUAAGGAACUCAAUAAAACUCGAAGGUUCUAGAACGAGAAUAGUGGACAAUAUUAAAGUUCUCCCAGAGACGGAUCGAGUUUUCCCCCUCUACUGCCGCAUCAUGCCCCCACCGGAUGUGACGCAGUACGCGGUAUUUCUACUCAAUCAAAAUAUAGCUCAACUGCAAUUCCAGUUGGGCAUUACAAAGAGAGACUUACGGACCACUCUUGCCAAUCUCAUGCAACUGACCAAGAAUGCUGUACUGGACGUGUACAGUGGGAAGCACAGCCUGGAAUUACCGGCGCAGAGUCUCUCGAAUUAUGGCUCUUCCGUGGAAAUUAAUGUUCCUCUAAGUAGGAAUUUUUCCAGCAAUAAUGAUGUGCCCAAAGGACAUAGAAUUUCUCGAUCUAUGGACAACUAUCAAAAUGAAAAUGUAUUUCGUGAUUUCAAAAAUCACUAUAUGUCUGAUCCUGUUCUCUAUAAGAAGGGAAAGUAAAUCAGCAGCAACGUUGAGAAGAGAAAAUGAGGAUAAUUCGUGUAAUUUAUAUUGGGAAAAAUGAUUAAACACGUUAAAAACGUAAAAGAAAA